Hemicordylus capensis (graceful crag lizard) is the source of this 1345-nucleotide messenger RNA. RefSeq names its product tropomyosin-like. The record is from RefSeq and is a predicted model, not a curated record. Lineage: Eukaryota; Metazoa; Chordata; Lepidosauria; Squamata; Cordylidae. Bases 251 to 1225 code for a protein of 324 amino acids. The transcript has 2 exons.
CUUCUUGGCAUGUUUGGUCUUGGGCUCCUCAAGAGCAUGUUGUGAACCUGAGGAAAACUGUGGUCCUUGGGUGAGUAAGUCACAACUCUUCUCACCACACAGUGACUGUGGUGCAGUCUGUUGGUUCUUCAGUGACACCCAGCUCACCGAGGUCUCAGCUAUUUCUUUGACCACAGCUGGGGUUGAAUCAGCAGUGUCUGUUGGGCUGGGAGUUGGCGAACAUAGCUGGAGGUUGGGAACCCCAACCAGCAUGCACUUCCGAGGCCCGGAGAAGAGCCCACGGAUACUUGGUUUGUCUCAAGAAUCAAAGACCACGGGCUUUGAUGCCAUGGAUAAAUCUGCAGUGUCUCGCCUGACAGAAACCAACGAAAACUUAAAAAAUGAGAUAUGGGACCUCAGGGAAAUGGCUGCCAACCUCGACCUUGAAAAACAAGAAAUUAUUAUUAAGAACAAGAGUAUAAAAGAGCAGAACAAGAGCCUGGAAGCCAAGAUCGAGUGUUUCAAGGCCAUGGCGGAAGACUUGCACAAUGAAGAGGAGGACCUCCAGGUGUCACUUCUGCAGCUGGAAGAAACCCUUGGACAACUGGAAUCACAAAACAAUAUCUUGAAAGGAACCAAUCAGAUGCUCAACACAGAAAUCCAGAGGGUGUCCAGCCACGUCAUUUGCUUCGAAGAUUACAAGGCCACGCAAGAGCAGGAUAUCUCCCACAUGAAGCAGGUUAUGGAACACAUUGUGAGUUAUUUCAAGGAACUGGAGGGCAAAAUCGAAACAGCUCAGCAGCGGUAUAUUGAGGAGAAAAACCAAGUUGCUGAGCUGGAGCGCACUUUGGAGGAACUGGAGCAAAUCCGGGAGGUCCAGGAAAAUGAGAUUGCUUGCCUGAGAGACCAGCUGGAAGAGGCUUCCUUGUUGAGGUCGGAAAUGGACGAGAAUGUGAAGACUCCCUCUUUGCUGCACGAAAUGGUGCAGGCCAAGCUGGUGCAGGAUUCAUUGGCCGUGCAGAGCAGUGUUCUCCUCUUCCUGUCCAAGUUCAUGUGGCUCUUGCUGGCAGCGGCCCUCUGCCUGGUAUUCCUGAGUGGGUCUGUCAAACUGUACAUCUUCAUGUUCGACGAGGACUUGGAAACCGGAAGCAGAUUACUACUGUUUCCAGACCACCAGUUCAAGCUGUUGUUGGAUGUCUUCUCUCCACUUAACUCGAGGAAACCAAAUGGACUGCUGCCAUUUUGAGAUGGGGGCCAUGACGGGACAAACAAAUGGGUGGGGCUAGCCUAAAUUUGAGUAUUCUCGCAUUGUGCAAGUUGAAAAUUAAAAGGAAUCUUGCACUUUUUAAAAAAUGCACCUAAAUGA